GUUUUGAGGAGCCUGUAAUUUCCGUUUGUUCGUUACGUUGUUUAAAAGGCAACGAGUGAUAAUUCUGUUGGGUGUCAUUCUGUAUCAGGGGACACGCUCCGCGACCAAAGUAAAAUGGUGAAGGAGACCGCAUACUAUGAUACCCUUGGGGUGAAACCCAAUGCCACUCCAGAUGAGAUCAAGAAAGCUUACAGGAAACUGGCACUGAAAUAUCACCCCGAUAAGAACCCCAAGGAAGGAGAAAAGUUUAAACUAAUCUCUCAAGCAUAUGAAGUGCUAUCUGAUCCCAAAAAAAGGGACCUCUAUGAUCAGGGUGGAGAGCAGGCAAUUAAAGAAGGAGGAAUGGGCGGAGGAAACUUUUCUUCACCUAUGGAUAUCUUUGACAUGUUCUUUGGUGGAGGUGGCCGAAUGAACAGAGAAAAGAGAGGUAAAAAUGUAGUUCAUCAGUUGGCUGUGUCUUUGAAUGAUCUGUACAAUGGCACUAGCAGAAAACUGGCCCUACAGAAGAAUGUAAUCUGUAGCAAGUGUGAAGGUUAUGGCGGUAAAAAAGGAGCAGUAGAGAAAUGUACAACUUGUAAAGGCCGGGGUGUUCAAGUACGUGUACAGCAAAUAGGUCCUGGCAUGGUCCAGCAGAUACAGUCCAUGUGCUCCGACUGCCAUGGAGAGGGUGAACGCAUUAACCAAAAAGACCGCUGUAAACAAUGCUCUGGAAAAAAGGUUGUCCGUGAAAAGAAAAUUCUGGAGGUACAUAUAAAUAAAGGUAUGAAAGAUGGGCAGAAAAUCAUGUUCAGUGGAGAAGGUGAUCAAGAACCAGGGUUGGAGCCUGGAGAUGUGGUGAUAGUUUUGGACCAAAAAGAACACGAUGUUUAUCAAAGGCAACAGAAUGACCUAAUUAUGAAAAUGAACAUUACAUUAGUAGAAGCUUUGUGUGGCUUUAAAAAACCUAUUGAAACAAUGGAUGGCCGAAUUCUCCAGGUUACCUCUUUCCCAGGUGAAGUGAUAAAGUAUGGCCACUUUAAGUGCAUUCGGAAUGAAGGCAUGCCCUUGCAGAGGGACCCAUUUGAAAAGGGCCUCCUGAUUAUUCAAUUUGAAGUUGCUUUCCCUGACAAUCACUGGCUUCCUGUUGAAAAGCUCCCUCUUCUAGAGGCCUUGCUUCCACCAAGAGAAGAAGAAAUGAUCACUGAUGACACUGAAGUUGUGGAGCUGGUAGAGUUUAGUGAGCAGGAGCAGAACAGGAAGCACAGGGGAGAGGCAUACCAAGAAGAUGAGAGGCCUGGGGGUGGAGUUCAGUGCCAAACCUCCUGAGUUUGUUGAAGAAACAUUUGUGUUGGCCAUGGACUUCUGAUCUCUGCUCUGUUUAUUCCAGCAGAGUGUGUGGCACAAUUCCCAGCUGUUAUACAGACUUGUUACUACUGUUCAAACUUCUAUUUAUAAGUUCUAUUUAUGAUAUUUGUGUUAAUAGCGGAGCAUAUGAUACAAUGCUACUUUUUCACUUUACAUCAGACACAAAUGCCUGAAAUAUGACUUGUUAUGGUUAUACAUAAUUCUCUUAAAUGUUCACUUUGUUUUCCUAAUAAAUAAGAACAUUUUCUAUA
Molecule: messenger RNA, 1595 nt
Organism: Xenopus tropicalis (tropical clawed frog)
Lineage: Eukaryota; Metazoa; Chordata; Amphibia; Anura; Pipidae
Gene: dnaja4
Product: DnaJ heat shock protein family (Hsp40) member A4 gene 1
Exons: 8
Coding region: 115-1305 (396 amino acids)
Biological process (GO): protein folding; response to heat
Cellular component (GO): nucleus; mitochondrion; membrane
Molecular function (GO): ATP binding; heat shock protein binding; Hsp70 protein binding
Source: RefSeq, marked provisional